GAUUGAAUGAACUUCAUGAUCAGUCUGACGGAUCCGUACGCUUACGCUUUCCACAAUACCUCCCAAGAUUACCCAUUGGGAAAGAGAUCGUGGUACUUUGUCAACGAGUCCUGUCUCCAUAAUCGCUUUCAAAUUCGCCGCCUUAAACUUACCACGUGUGAAGCAGAAUCUCAGUUCACUUGCGACGAUGGCACGUGCAUCAGCAUCAUGGGACGGUGCGAUCAGAAACGGGAUUGUGACGAUUUCUCGGACGAGUUCGAUUGUAAGUUGGUCUCAUUGAACCAGUUCCACUACAUCAAGGACUACCCGCCCCAAGAGCGAGGGGGCAGACGGACUGAGGUGACAUAUCACGUGGAAAUUCUCUCUCUGGAUGACAUCCGCGAAUUGGGAAUGAGUCUGAACGUUCAGUUUCGGCUAAACCUGAGCUGGCUGGAUCCUCGGAUCAUCUAUCAUAACUUGAAGGAUGAUCCUGUCAUGAAUUCUUUGACUCAAGGUGAAAAGGAAAAAAUUUGGAUUCCGAAAAUCAUUUUCAACAAUACAGAUGACGAAAACGAGUCCAUUUUGGAUGCCAAAGCGUCUCUUUCGGUCAUCAAGCAGGGCAACUAUACGCUUAGUUCCAUCAAAGAGGAGGGCACAGACGAAAAGUACAUUUUCUCGGGCUCGGAAAACCCAUUGGUUUACUCACGUCAUCACAACAUCCAAUUCCAAUGCAACUUCGACAUGACUUACUACCCGUUUGAUGUCCAAAUGUGCUACAUGAUCUUUCGGAGGAUACCCCACGGUAGAUUCGCAUUAAACCCGUCGCAGGUCCGGUCUUUGACCUAUUUAGGCGAGCGAGAGCUUCUUCAAUACUUUAUCGACGACUGGAAUAUCCUCACGGAAUCGGCUUCGGGUUUUGUGAUUGUCAUCCGGAUGAAACGACGAUAUCUGUAUCAGCUUUUAACCACCUAUUUGCCAUCGCUCUGUUUAUUCUUCAUCAUUCAUGCCACGCAGUACUUCAAGAUAUCAUACUUUCACACCAGGAUUAUGGUCUCACUUACAGGAAUGCUGGUGAUGACCACUCUGUUCCUGAAUACUUCCUCCACUCUACCCAAAACCUCUUACUUUAAAAUGAUUGACAUUUGGAUGGUCUUCGGUCUAUUGCUUCCAUUUCUUGAAGUGGUCCUUCACACUGUUACCGAAUACAGACGCCGAGAUCCGAGGUAUCGACCCCCUUUCGAAGAGAUUAGAGCCCCCUCGUGCACUCCAAUUGAGAUUAACCCUGGCCACGCAAAAUGCAAAAACAAUGCCAGGAUGAUGGGCAGGCCAGGCCCUGGCCACUUGGAUUUCGGAUCCAAAUAUCCAUCAACCACGUGCUGUAGAGACUUGCAAAAUGGGCGCCACGAAUGGAUGGGCGGAGGCCUGAAUACAGACGAGUCUCUCAUCUUGCCGUUGCCCCCGCCCUCACCGACCUCGAGCCACUCUAAUCUUGACGAUAAAUCCGCCGGAGACGAGGCUUUUGGAAUCAUUGUCCAGAGCUCUCCACCCAACACACAAAUCGUGCGGACCUGUUCCCUGAGAUCUCAAGAGAGGAGAAGAAAAAGGAGAGAUGCGAGUGGCUCGAGAUCCUCGAAUAUCGAGAUGCAUGGAUCUCGUUCAUCGCAUCAGUUGGACGGAGAUACUACGGGAUGCACUCGACAUGUGGGUCCCACCAUCAAGGUGGAGGAUGCUAUGGUGGAGGCCGAGGAUCGAGACCAGAGGUGCCCCUUAAUGAGACCAAUUAGUGGCGAUAAUCUGCAAGUCAAGAGCCCAGACCGCCAUUCACCAAUAUCGGAUUGCAAGCUCAGCGGACAAGGCCAAAGGUUGCCGUCACCCUCAACGCAGAAGGCGCUCUUCCCAUCCACACCUACCCCUAGUUCGUCGCGUGUGUCUGGUUUGGAAACUAGUCCACGUCUUGAAGAAAGUCAAUCUCCGGAAAUCCCAUCCAAUCCGCAGAUCCUGUUCAGUCAAGGCCAAUCCUUCACAUGUGGCCCAGAUCUGGGUUAUCAACAUCACCCUCGUCAUCAUCCUCAUCGUCAUCAUCACUCAAGUGUUCUCUCCGAAGCAAACGAGGGUGGUGAUGGCAAGAAACAAGGCCAAGACCAAUCCACGAGACUUGCCCGAGGGAAGGAAACCUCCGCUUGGCUUCUCAAGAACAACAGAUAUUGGAAAUGGAUUUAUUCUUGCUGUGUUCGACCAGAAUUGACAAAUGAACAACAAACGAACAAGGAUCAAGACCAACAACAACAGCAGCAACAGCAACGACAGAAACAUCAAUUUGUCCGCCAGCAUUCACGGCGGCCUGGUCAUCAUUGUUGUUGCUGUCAGAGAGGGUCCAAUCCACAGGUGAGGACACUCAAUGUGGAAGAUUGUCAGUACGAUGAGAACGCCCAGAGUGGAUUGCUUACCCCUGCCUUACCUUGGGAUAUCCCAGAUGAGUCGGAGAAACCUCUCUCACGCUCACCCGAUCUCGUGACAGCCGAUCUGAGUCGAACCAUUGUUCCAUUGCUAAUUUUUCUUUUCAAUGUUAUUUAUUGGACCGUCGCGUUCUUGCAUAAUUGAAGGCCCGUGUGUACCUCGUCGACUACAAGUACUCGUACAUACUCGUGCUACAACAUAUAUACAUACGUGUACGUACAACACUACCCGGUGUAUGUGGUACUAUGUUGUUUAAUGCUUGGACGAUUAUGCAUGAAUGUACUAUUAUUCAGUGUUGCAUAGUUCGUAUGAAUAAAGGAUAUUAGUCUAGA
Molecule: messenger RNA, 2768 nt
Organism: Tigriopus californicus
Lineage: Eukaryota; Metazoa; Arthropoda; Copepoda; Harpacticoida; Harpacticidae
Exons: 6
Coding region: 7-2580 (857 amino acids)
Biological process (GO): monoatomic ion transmembrane transport
Cellular component (GO): membrane
Molecular function (GO): protein binding; extracellular ligand-gated monoatomic ion channel activity; transmembrane signaling receptor activity
Source: RefSeq, a predicted model, not a curated record